ACAAUGGAGUUUUAGGUGAUAAGAGUUCAUCUACCUCCGUAUCUAAUGCGGACAGCGGUGCCAGCAGCCACGAGACACCACAGAGCCAGGCCUACGUUCCACCUUGCCGCCGCAAUGCCAUGAACCAGGGCGGCUCUGGCAUUUCGCGCAUGCCUCCUCCGCGAGACUCGGCAUAUUCUAGCUUUCACAGGAACGACCGCAACGGUCGGGGAUAUCCGAAUUCCCGCAGCUAUUAUUCCGACCGCCCGUACAACUCGACCGGCCACCACAGGGACCACCACUCUGGCAGGAACGGCCACAGGCACUACGACGGCAACAAGAAACAGGAGGUGGGCGAGGACGGUCUCUUACCGCAGGACCUCAACGUCGAGAGGACGCUGUUCCACUCUCACAGCAAUACUGGCAUUAACUUCGAGAAGUACCAUGAAAUUCCCGUCGAGGCGUUUGGGGACGACGUGCCGCCAUCUUUUCAGAGUUUUUCCGAGCUUGACCUGCAUCCCGUGCUCAGGAACUCUAUACAGUUGUGCGGCUACGAGGUGCCGACGCCGGUCCAGCAGUACUCCUUGCCCAUCAUUUUUGCGAAGCGAGAUCUCAUGGCGUGCGCCCAGACUGGUUCUGGCAAGACAGCCGCUUUUUUGUUCCCCAUGAUUGGUCGCAUUUUGAAAGAGAACCUGCCCCCGGCCGCGCCUGGCCGCACGGCGCAUCCGCUCGCCCUCAUUUUGGCGCCUACGCGCGAGCUCGCGAACCAGAUUUACGACGAGUCUUGUAAAUUCACAUAUCGUUCUCAUCUCCGUUCGGUCGUCGUCUACGGUGGUCCCAACAUGCCCCAGCAGGCCUACGAGCUGUCCAAGGGUUGCGACAUAUUGGUUGCCACGCCGGGUCGGCUUGUCGACAUGAUCCACCGCAACCGCGUCAGCCUGUCGAGUUGUCACUACCUCUGCCUCGACGAGGCGGAUCGCAUGCUCGACAUGGGCUUUGAGUCCCAGAUUCGAAAGAUAGUCGAGGGGUCCGGCAUGCCGCCCACGCGCGAGCGCCAGACGCUCAUGUUCUCGGCUACUUUUCCCAAGGAAAUCCAGCAGCUCGCGCAGGACUUCCUCAACAACUACAUUUUUUUGAAGGUCGGACGCGUCGGUUCGACCACUGACUUCAUCACACAGAAGAUUCUCUAUGUCGAGGACGACGACAAGUUCGACGAGUUGCUCAGGGCCAUCGAGUCCAUUGAGGGGCUCACCUUGAUAUUUGUCGAGACGAAGCGACUCGCCGACUAUCUGGAGGCGCAGCUCUACAAGCAGGGGUUCCCCAGCACCUCCAUCCACGGCGACCGCAGCCAACCCGAGAGAGAGAGCGCGCUCAACUCUUUCCGCACCGGCAGGACGCCGAUCUUGGUCGCCACCGACAUCGCGGCUCGCGGGCUCGAUAUCUCCAACGUCGCCCACGUCAUCAACUACGACAUGCCCAGGGACAUCAACGACUACGUCCACCGCAUCGGUCGUACCGGCCGUGCGGGGAACUCGGGGUCCGCAACCGCGUUCCUGAACCUGAAGAACCGCAACCUGAUCCGCGGGCUCAUCAAUCUGCUCGAGGAGUCCAACCAGGAGGUCCCCUCCUUCCUCUUGACCAUGGCCCUCGAGUCCCCCCACCAGAGCCACUCCCACUCCGACGGCUACGGCGGCCGCGGCCGCGGCGGCUACAAGUCGCGCGGCGGCGGGUCGAACGACUACCGCUACGAGAACGAGUCUCGCUACGACUAUUCCGGCCCAAACCACCCCAUGGCCUACAGCAGGAACUACAAUGGCGUCGACUCCUCCUCCUUCAACUACACUGGGUCUCAUCACUGCGCGACCGCCGGAGCUCCCGGCGCGGGGCGCCUCGCGGUGCCCGGCGGCCUCUGGUUCGCCCUCGGGUUCGCCAACACGCCCAGCCUGCUCUCGAACGGCAUCAACGGCGGCCUCUCCCCGACGGCGCAGCCCUCCGGGUACCACGCCCGCACCUUGAUCGUCCCCCUCUGCGUGACGCUGAUCCACCCCAGACCGCCGAACACGAUGUCCGUGCUCGCCCUCGACCAGUCUCCGCCCUCGUUCUCGACGACCGAGACCGGCCUCGGCGCCAGGCCCCGCCACGACUCGAGCGUCUCCCUGUCGAACGGGGGACUCAGGACGCCUCCCAGCUGUCGCCUCGCCAUCCUCUGCUCCCGCGGGCGCAUCAGGCGGCCGAUCUGUCGACCCGUGACGAUGCCCGGCGUGUCGAACAGGAACGAGGCCCUCCCGAUCGGCAGCGACAACAGGUUCAACGUGGUGCCCGGCACCGCCGAGACCGUCGGCUUCCUCUCCGUCGGCCCCCGAAACCUGUCGAUCAACUUGUUGAUGAAGGUCGACUUGCCGGCGUUCGCGCUGCCAACCACGUACACAUCCAUCGAUCCCUCCCUGCAGUGCUCUAUCUUUUCCGCGGCCUCCGCGACGCCCUCUCCCGACAGACUGUCCACCAAACACACGCCAACCGGGUCCACGCCGAACUUCUUGCACUCCGAGCGAACCCAACUCUCCACUCUCUUCAAACUCGCCCCCUUGGUCCCUCGCCGCGUAGCCUCCAACGUUCACCAAAAGGCUCUACACACUGAAGAAACUCCAGAAGAGGCCCUCUCGAACCUCAUCGUCUUCCUCGGCGAUGCCAGUCACUCCUCUUCUUCCCCCGUCUCCGAACUCAUCUCCAAACUCUCCGAAACCAUCCUGGCCAACUGCGCCUACCUCAAAACCACCGUCAUCGAGAAAGUCAUGGCCUGCAUCGUCGCCAUACCUCACAAAGUGCCCAUCUACUCCACCCUCGUCAGCCUCCUCAUCCGCCAAAACUCUGACUUCAAAGAGGACUUUCUCUCCACGUUCAAAACCGCCCUAGCCUCCUCGUUCAGAGAACUCAACUACUACAACAUCAAAUACCUCUCCUUCUUCAUCUCCUGCCUCUACAACUCCAACGCCAUCUCCUCCAACGACCUAGCCGCCUACUUCGAAACGCUCACCUCUCUCACACUCUGCUCCUCCUCAACCCUCACUCAGCGCAUAUCCGACUUCUACGCCACCACCGUUAUCGGGUCCAUGGUCCUCUGCAAGACCCAACUCACCAACUCUCGCAUCUGGCAAGACCUCAAAAACUACGUCGACUCCCGCCACCAACUCAUCGUCCCCCUCUUUCGCUCCGACUCUCCCCCCCUCACCUCAACCAAACUCCUCAUCUCUGACUUCGGCAAUGUGGACAAGGACUGGCUCAGAAUGUACUACGAAAGCGUCAUGGAACACGCUCUAGCGGGCUGGCCAACCCUUAAACUCCCCUGGCAACCGUGGGAAUCCCCUGACCUCCAAGAACCACUCUUCGGCACCCCAACGUCUCCACUCCCCCCAACUCUCCAAAAUGUCAACUGGUUCCCUGACUCUCCCGACGAAACAACCCUUCGAAACCUCCUCACCUUCAAAGAAUACUUCGACAAAAAACAACAAGCACGAAUCGACCACGGACUCCCUCCCAUCGACACCUUCCAAAUGACACCCAUCUUCAGAGUCUCCUCUCCCAGACCAACCCUCCGCAUAUUCCCAAACAAAGACGACACCUCUGUCGACCUCACCACCCUCGAACUCUUCGUCCUCGAAGACAUCCUAUUAGACACCAUCCACUUCUUCCGCAGCUCCAUAUCAGACCUCCCCAAAUACAUCCUCAACAUUCCCUUCAACCCCUCCCAACUAUACGUCGUCCUCUGCGAAGUCCUCUUCAAAGACCUCCUCCGCUCCUUCUACUCCUCCUACCCCGUAGCCCACUACGGCAGCAUCAUCUCCACUAUAUGCUUCCACGCCGGGCCCUUCAUCCCCCUCCUCGCCGAAGCCGUCGAACGCCUCUUUCGCACCCUAGACCACAUGAACUACCCCUCCACCUUCCACCUCGCAGAAUGGUUCGCCUUUCACCUUAGCAACACCAACUUCCGCUGGAGCUGGGAAGACUGGGCUGAAUCUCUCUCCAACAACCAAAACUCUAUCCAAUCCCUCUUCGUCCGCGAAACCCUCUCUCAAUGCGUCCAACUCUCCUACUACGAGCGCAUCCAACAAUCCAUCCCUCCACAACUCCUCUUCGCCAUCCCCGAAAAAUUCACAGAACCAACCCUCCCCCCCAACGACGACCCCGCAUCCCAAGAACUCGCCUCCUCCCUCCACCUCCACAAAUCCAUCGACGCCUCCAUGGAUUCUAUCAAAAAAGUCGUAAACCUCAAAUCCCCCUCCUACCUCCCAAACGUCAUCCAAUCCCUCACCCACUCCAUCCUUCUCGACGGCGGCAAAUCCAUCACCCACCUUCAAGCCUCUCUCGACCGGCGCAAACACAUCUACACCCUCCUCAAUCAAGAAUACCAACCACCCGACCAAAACUACCACAUCAUCAAAGCCAUCUUCUCCUGGUACAAAUCCUCCCCUCAACACAUCCUCAUCACCCUGCUCAAGUUCUGCGAAAACGGCGUCCUCGAACACUCCUCCAUCCUCUCCUUUCUGUUCGACGAAUCCACCCUCAAAGAAUACGUCCAAUCCUCCCUUCUCUACAAAACCCUGGACAAGCUCGUGUCCGAUCUCAUCCUCCGAGUCUCCCUCAAAGAAGACGAAAUCACCUCCGCGGUUCAAGAGUCAAAAAAGGUUCUGUCCAAAGACGACGUCCUAGACAACCCCGACAUAAAAGACAUGAUCAACCAACUCUCCAGUCUUAGACUAAACCUCGACUCUCUCUUCCUCUCCCUCUUCGACAGCCUGUCCCAAAUCAGCUCAUCUCAUCUUGACAACAGCCAACUCUCACAAUUCGCCAUCGACUACUUCGUUCACUUCGCACUCAAAUACUCUGCCCAGUUCUACCAGUGCCUCCCUACUCUGGAAAUACUCCUCUCCACCAAAACUCACGCCAAAGAAAAACUAGACUAUCUCAAGGCGGCCAUCUACCUAUAACGCU
This is a messenger RNA of Schistocerca gregaria, 4968 nucleotides long. RefSeq lists its product as uncharacterized. Gene Ontology annotation, biological process: RNA metabolic process. Gene Ontology annotation, molecular function: RNA helicase activity; RNA binding; ATP binding. The record is from RefSeq and is a predicted model, not a curated record. The coding region runs from base 120 to 4964 and encodes 1614 amino acids. The transcript is spliced from 6 exons. Lineage: Eukaryota; Metazoa; Arthropoda; Insecta; Orthoptera; Acrididae. Gene Ontology annotation, cellular component: nucleus.